AUGGUAUUUCAUGCUAAGCUAUAUAUUGCAAUCUACAUAAAUAAAGUACGCAAUCAAUCAAUCAAUCAAUCUUCUUCAACAGGAGUACUCGGAAUAGUGUUUGAAGGAAAGGCACACCUGGGAUUUUCCGCUCUCUAUCUCUGGUUCAAUGAAUAUCAGUACUUGGAUUAUUCAGUGUCGUACAUUCGAACUGGAAUCACCUGCCUGGUGCCCAGGGCUCAACUGAUCUCCCCCUGGCUCCUACCUAUUCAGCCUUUCGACAAAGCGCUCUGGACGAUUGUGGUGAUGACCCUUGUCACAUCGACAAUCACCCUCUACUAUGUUUCAAAAAUAACAAACAUAUUUUCAAGAAACUGGAGGCGCAGAUUCCGAACAGUAGAUGACAGUAUGUUGAGGGUGAUUGGCAUGCUUGUUCUGCAAGUUCCCACGGCAAAAGGCAUCCGACCCCCACCCACUGCUCUACGCUAUGUCAUCACUUUCCUUGAAGUCAUGUUCCUGCUUGUAGUCACUAGUUACCACAGUGGUUUGGCUUCUGUCCUAACAUUACACAGUUCACAAGGAAACUGGAGGCGCAGAUUCCGAACAGUAGAUGACAGUAUGUUGAGGGUGAUUGGCAUGCUUGUUCUGCAAGUUCCCACGGCAAAAGGCAUCCGACCCCCACCCACUGCUCUACGCUAUGUCAUCACUUUCCUUGAAGUCAUGUUCCUGCUUGUAGUCACUAGUUACCACAGUGGUUUGGCUUCUGUCCUAACAUUACACAGACACGAAGCAGCUAUAGAAACAGUACAGGACUUGGUUGAUAGUGGUCUAGAGUGGGGAGCUACACACGAUGCUUGGAUAUUUUCAAUUCUGCUGUCUCCUGAGCAGCGUACCAAAACUCUUGUCGAGAGAUUCAAGGUUCUCAGUGAAAAAAAACUCAACGAGCGAACGCAAACUAGAAACUUUGCAUUCAGUUUGGAGCGCUUACAAGGAGGCUACUUUGCAAUUGGAGACUAUAUUACAGAAGAAUCAAUGAACCACCUCCAGUUGAUGAAAGAGGAUAUUUAUUAUGAAUACUGUGUGUAUGCUCUUCCAAAAGGUUCGCCCUACAAAGAGCCUCUGGAUAAACUGAUUUUGGACAUCCAAAGCGCAGGCCUGGUCUUGCAUUGGGAAGGAGAGGUAGUGCGCAACUACCUACCAGUGAAAGUGCAGUAUGGAGUGGCUCAGAGCAGUGCUUCGCCCACCGAAAGUGAGCCCAUCGUUCUACAGCUGAAGCACAUCCAUGGAGCGCUCACUAUCCUUGCCAUCGGAUUGACCUCAUCAACACUGAUAUUCAUAACUGAAGUAUUUUGGAACAAGGACUUACAAAAACAUAGAGAGGAAAGGGUCUCUUCACACUUAGCUAUGCUACGCUGAAAUAUAAAAUCUCUACAACCUCAUCAACACUGAAGGAUAACGUGGAGAGACAGAGUGGAGGCUGAUCUGCAAGAGAUGGGUUGGAGACACGGGGAGGAGAUGGACAGGAUUUUGUGGAGGAGACGGCUGAAGGAGGGAAAUGCCGACCCCAUAUGAUUGGGAUAAGGCGUAGCCAAAGAAGAAGAAGAAGAAGUAGCUGUGUGAAGAGACCUUAACUCUCAAGAAUUCUAAACUUACAGGGACAGACAGCAACACAAAUAGAGAGGAAACUCUCAGGACUCUCAAAACUUGUAGCCUGAUUGCACAAAAGUUUGUUGAAUUUUAACUGUAAUUAAGUGCUGCUUAUAAUUUAAUUAUUUUACCGGUAAUUGCAGUUUUAACAUGUAUAGGCCUGGUUUCACAAAAGGACGUGUUUCAGCGUAGUGUAGCUGUGUGUAGAGACCUUAACUCUCAAGAAUUCUAAACUUACAGGGACAGACAGCAACAGAAAUAGAGAGAAAACUCUCAGGACUCUCAAAACUUGUAGCCUGAUUGCACAAAAGUUUGUUGAAUUCUAACUGUAAUUAAGUGCUGCUAAUUAAAUACGUCUGUCGGUUCUCUGUCUGUGGGCUCUUGCAGCAUUUAACCGUCUUUAAAUCACCGUUAAAAUUCAACACAGAUUCUUAUACAACCGAUAAUUACAGUUUUAGCAUGUAUAGUUAAACUUUAAUCAUGAUUAAAUACCACGAGAACCAAUCAGAGGAGAUUUGGAAAGAACGCUUCUCUGAUUGGUUCUAGCGGCUUUAAUCCUGAUUAAUAUUUAACAGGUUUUUGUGCAACUGGGUCUCAGAGUAGACUUGUAGCUAGGCAAGUUUCAGAUUGUCACUAAUAUAGCAUAAGAAGAGAUAUACCAGAAUGUUUAUUAUGUUCAAAAUUUCACUGUUAACUCAAGCCGAUAGUCCUAUUAGGCCUAGUUCUUUUUCGUGAAGCUAUGUGACUCUGGUUGUGUCUUAUACUAAGGCUAGGGCCACACGAGCGCACAAAGCGCGUCCGUUGCAACUUACUUUUUGACGUCCGUUAUAGGAAUACAUAGAGGUGAAUUGGUGACAACACACGAGGUACGUGCGUACCAAGUAACGGAAGUCGUAACGGACGGUGAUUUUUGAAUUGCGCAGAAAUGCUACAACGCACGUCGAGACAUGCAAAAGUUAUUGCUUCGUCUGGUUCAAAUUGCGUAAAGCCAACUGUCGUUGACGCACCACACUCAACUCUCGUGUGGUGUCAUUGGCGACGGCCGCAAAAAGUAAGUUGCAACGGACGCACUAUGUGCGCUCGUGUGACCCUAGCCUAAGCCGUUCUUACACUCUCAGCCGACCAAAACAGUAAUAGACAGUAGACGACUUGAAAUUUGGGACAUAGACGACCUAUACCAUGGGAUAUCUUCUUAUGCUAUUUUUUCUCCAUGAUAUUAUAUUAAAUAGAUUGAAGAGAAGGUUUCAAGGUUGUAAUUAAAAACUCCUUGAGUAUUGAACAACUUCUAAUAUAUUCAUCACAUAACUUACACACUUAAAAGUAACUUACAAACAAUUUAUUGGAUUACUAAUGAUCAAAUUCAUAUAAAAAUAGUAGUGGAUGGAUUAAUGUGAUAAUGUAUUCAAUGAUUAACCACUAAAGACUCAUGUUUUCUCUUCAUUGGAAUCUGGAUUUGGUGGGAUUACAUUUUAAAGGAGCUUUCUGAUUGUACACAGUUAAGAUUUAACAAACUCCUUCUGUUGACAUUGUCAACAUUUUUCCAUGUUUAUUACAAAAAUAAUGAGAAAAUAACAGGUCAAGAAACUUUGAUGUAAACACAAUAUUUUCAUUUAAAAGAUUUUUAUAAAAUUACAAGAGUAUCAUUGUAUUGAAAACUCAUGUAUUGAAAACAUUAAUAUUGAUUUGUGGUAGCUAAAAAUAUCUUUAACUAGGUUACACAGAAAA
Messenger RNA from Nilaparvata lugens (brown planthopper), 3351 nucleotides. RefSeq names its product glutamate receptor ionotropic, delta-2-like. Bases 1 to 1395 code for a protein of 464 amino acids. The transcript is spliced from 7 exons. Gene Ontology annotation, cellular component: membrane. The record is from RefSeq and is a predicted model, not a curated record. NCBI's taxonomy places the organism in Eukaryota, Metazoa, Arthropoda, Insecta, Hemiptera, Delphacidae. Gene Ontology annotation, molecular function: ligand-gated monoatomic ion channel activity.